CUGAAAUCGUCGCCAUUGUCAUAUUCGCUAGCAUUGGAAGCUCUCAAAGGCCGGCCGUCAGAUUCUCUAUUAAGAUUUGAAGAAGAAAUUCUACGUAAUGGAGUCCGUAAAGUCACAGAAACAGAGAAGAGGAGGACUAGAUUCUGUCUCACCAGCGCAGACGCCGCGGUCGAGCGAGAAGGCCGUGAGAGAUCUGCGACAGGGGGAGGGGAAUUUGAGCGGCAAGCACGAGAAAGAUAAAGGCGUGAAUGUCCAGGUCGUUGUUCGGUGCAGGCCAUUAAGCGAGGAAGAGAGCAGAUUGCGUACACCAAUGGUUGUUUCUUGUAAUGAGAAGAAAAGAGAAGUUUGUGCUGUUCAGAAUAUAGCUAAUAAGCAGAUUGAUAGAACCUUUCAAUUCGACAAGGUCUUUGGUCCGACGUCCCAACAAAAGGAUUUGUAUGACCAGACAGUGUCUCCCACUGUAUUUGAAGUUCUAGAGGGCUAUAACUGCACUAUUUUUGCAUAUGGGCAGACAGGAACAGGGAAAACCUACACAAUGGAGGGAGGAGGAAGAAAAAAGAAUGGGGAAUUUCCGAGUGAUGCAGGUGUUAUCCCCAGAGCAGUUCGGCAAAUUUUUGAUGUAUUAGAAGCUCAAAAUGCUGAGUAUAACAUGAAAGUUACAUUUCUAGAGCUCUACAAUGAAGAAAUAACAGAUCUGUUGGCUGCAGAGGAUUGCUCAAAAUUCAUAGAUGACAAAUCCAAGAAGCCAAUGGCACUUAUGGAGGAUGGAAAGGGAGGUGUUUUUGUUAGAGGCUUGGAAGAGGAGAUAGUAUGCACUGCCAAUGAAAUUUAUAAAAUAUUGGAGAAAGGUUCUGCUAAAAGGCGUACUGCUGAGACCUUUCUAAACAAACAAAGCAGCCGCUCCCACUCGAUAUUUACCAUCACAAUUCACAUUAAGGAGUGUACUCCAGAGGGGGAGGAAAUGAUUAAGUGCGGGAAGCUCAAUCUUGUUGAUCUAGCUGGUUCAGAGAAUAUUUCGCGCUCUGGUGCAAGAGAGGGCAGGGCACGAGAAGCUGGAGAGAUCAAUAAAAGCUUGCUGACACUUGGUCGUAUCAUAAAUGCACUAGUUGAGCACUCUGGUCAUGUACCAUAUAGAGAUAGUAAAUUAACAAGGUUGCUGAGGGAUUCCUUGGGAGGGAAAACAAAAACAUGCAUUAUCGCUACAAUAUCACCCUCCAUUCACUGUUUGGAAGAGACGCUCAGCACCUUAGAUUAUGCAUACCGCGCCAAAAAUAUUAAGAACAAACCAGAGAUUAAUCAGAAGAUGAUGAAAUCUGAAAUGAUGAAGGAUUUGUAUUUGGAACUCGACCGGCUUAAGCAAGAGGUGUAUGCUGCAAGAGAGAAGAAUGGAAUCUACAUACCAAGGGAUCGUUAUCUUCAGGAUGAAGCGGAGAAGAAGGCAAUGACUGAAAAAAUAGAGCGCAUGGAGCUUGAUUUUGAAUCCAGGGACAAGCAACUAAUGGAGCUUCAGGAACUUUACAACUCUCAGCAGCUAUUAACUGCAGAAUUAAGUGAAAAACUUGAAAACACUGAGAAAAAGCUCCACGAAACAGAACAUGCCUUGGUUGAUCUUGAAGAAAGAUACAGACAGGCAAAUGCAACCAUCAAAGAAAAGGAAUAUCUGAUAUCCAAUCUUCUCGAGUCUGAGAAAGCACUUGUUGAGCAGGCAUUUGAGCUUCGAGCAGAGCUAGAGAAUGCUUCAUCAGAUGUGGCUAGCUUGUUCACCAAGAUUGAGCGCAAAGACAAAAUAGAAGAUGACAACAGAACUCUUAUCCAGAACUUUCAGUCACAGUUAACUGAACGGCUUGAAGUCUUGCAUAAAACUGUGGCAACAUCUGUUACUCAACAAGAGCAGCAACUGAAAGACGUGGAGGAAGAUAUGCAAUCCUUCGUAUCCACGAAGGCAGAGGCAACUGAAGAACUUCGAGGCCACCUAGCUAAGUUGAAAAAUAUGUAUGGUUCUGGUAUCAAAGCUUUGGAUGAUUUAGCUGUGGAGCUUGAUGCAAAUUCUAAGUCAACUUUUGGGCAUCUGAAUUCUGAAGUUUCUAAGCAUUCAUCUGCUCUUGGGGAUCUUUUUAGAGGAAUUGCUUUGGAGGCUGAUACAUUACUUAACAAUCUUCAAAAUAGCCUGUACAGUCAGGAAGAGAAACUAACUGCAUAUGCACAACAACAACGCGAUGCACAUUCCAGAGCAGUGGCAACCAUGCGCUCAAUUUCUCAGAUAACCGUGAAGUUCUUUGAUGGUUUAGACAUGCAUGCGUCUAAACUGAGCGGAAUUGUGGAAGAAGCACAAACAUAUAAUGACCAUAAAUUAUCUGAGCUUGAAAAGAAGUUUGAGGAGUGUGCUGCACAUGAAGAAAGGCAGCUCAUAGAGAAAGUGGCAGAGCUGCUUGCAAGUUCAAAUGCUCGGAAGAAAAAACUGGUUCAAACAGCGGUAAAUGGCCUGCGGGAGAGUGCAGCCACCAGAACAAGCAGAUUGCAGCAAGAGAUGUCCACAAUGCAAGAUUCGACUUCUUCUGUUAAAUCCGAAUGGACGAAUUACAUGAAAAAAGCUGAAACACAGUAUCUUGAGGAUACUACUGCCGUGGAGAAUGGAAAGAAGAACCUUGGAGAGGUUCUUCAAAAUUGUUUGCAAAAGGCAAAAAUGGGUGCACAGCAGUGGACUAAUGCUCAAGAAUCGUUGCUCAACCUAGAGAAGAGCAAUGUUGCUUUUGUGGAUGAGAUAGUAAGGGGAGGAAUGGAUGCCAAUCAGAUCUUGCGUGCUCAGUUUUCUUCUGCUGUAUCAUCUUCAAUUAAAGAUGCAGAUGUUGCAAGCAAGAAUGUCCUUUCCUCCAUUGAUCAUUCAUUACAACUUGACCAUGAUGCAUGUGAAAAUCUUGAAUCCAUUAUCCUUCCAUGUUGUGGAGAGUUGAGGGAACUGAAGAGUGGACACCACCACAAGAUUGUGGAGAUCACAGAAGAUGCAGGAAAAUGCCUGCUAGAUGAAUAUAUGGUGGAUCAACCAUCAUGCACUACACCAAGAAAGAGGACAUUUAAUCUACCAAGCAUUGCAUCCAUUGAAGAACUCAGAACCCCUGCUUUUGAGGAUUUGUUAAGGUCCUUCUGGGAUGCAAAAUCUUCAAAACAAGCAAAUGGAGAUGCUAAACACAUAGGAGCUUAUGAAGCCGCCCAUUCUGUUAGAGACUCCAGACUUCCCCUAACUGCUAUUAAUUGACAAAAAGGGAGUAGAAUAAAACUGAUAAAGAGUCUCAGCUGUAAAAAUUGUACAGUAUACAUAUCUCGAGUAUGCACUUGCCUUAUUUGUUCAUUGUUUGUUCAUAUAGUGGGUUGUUUUCUUUUUCCUUAUUCGGCGGAGGAAAUUUCAGUUCGUUGAAAUUCUUUCGAUAUGAUAUGACAUAUUCAAUGAGAG
This is a messenger RNA of Ilex paraguariensis (yerba mate), 3448 nucleotides long. The record is from the annotation of a GenBank genome assembly. Lineage: Eukaryota; Viridiplantae; Streptophyta; Magnoliopsida; Aquifoliales; Aquifoliaceae.